Molecule: messenger RNA, 2092 nt
Organism: Gallus gallus (chicken)
Lineage: Eukaryota; Metazoa; Chordata; Aves; Galliformes; Phasianidae
Product: crescent
Exons: 4
Coding region: 37-963 (308 amino acids)
Biological process (GO): negative regulation of canonical Wnt signaling pathway; canonical Wnt signaling pathway; non-canonical Wnt signaling pathway
Molecular function (GO): Wnt-protein binding
Source: RefSeq, a predicted model, not a curated record
AGUCCGGGUGUGUGCUGCGAGCCCACUCCGAGCACCAUGAGGGCUGCGAGCACGGAGAAGGCCUCCCGCAGACGGGGAGCCCCGUGGCUGCCAGGCCUGCUGCUGCGCCUGCUGCUGUGGGGCUGCGCGGGGGGGCGGGCCAGCUACCUGCGGAGGUCCUCCAGCUGCACCGCCAUCCCGCGCAGCAUGGCCCUGUGCUACGACAUCGGUUACUCGGAGAUGAGGAUCCCCAACCUGCUGGAGCACGAGACCAUGCCGGAGGUGAUCCAGCAGUCCUCCAGCUGGCUGCCCUUGCUGGCCAGGGAGUGCCAUCCCGACGCCAGGAUUUUCCUCUGCUCCCUCUUCGCGCCCAUCUGCCUGGACAGGCUCAUCUACCCCUGCCGCAGCCUGUGCGAGGCCGUCAAGAGGAGCUGUGCGCCCGUCAUGGCUUGUUACGGCUAUCCCUGGCCCGAAAUCCUCAACUGCAACAAGUUCCCUGCGGACCACGAGCUGUGCAUCGCUGCCGUCUCCACGGAUGAAAGUUCCUCCAGCAGGAGAACAGUGCCUCGAGCCAGCUGCAAGGACUGCGAACUGGAGGAGGCCAGCACCGCCAGGGAGAUCCUCGACAACCUCUGCGCCAACGAUUUCACAGUGAAAAUCCGAAUCCUCAGGAAGAACACGACCACAACCGUCUCCGACUUCGACCUGGACCCCUCCAGGGUGGAGGUGCUGAAGCACGGCCCGCUCCUCAGAACCGAAAUCCCAGGCAGGCUGCAGCAGUGGCUGGACAUAGACGCUACCUGCGCCCACAACAUCAUGAGAGGCACUCACGCGGGGGUCUUCGUCAUCAGCGGAGAAGUGCAGAGCGACAAAGUGGUGGUGAAUAAGGCCUACGCCUGGCAGAAGAAGAACAGGAACCUGCACCAGGCCGUGCGGAGAUGGAAACAUCACCGCUGCCCUGAACAGGCCGGCAGGAAGGUCUGAGACCUCAGUCCUAACGCUAAGAAACGGCUCCCCUCCCCACAGCUAGAAAACUCCUUCCCCUGGCAGUUGGUGUUUCGGAGAUGUACGUUCAGUAUUCUUAGGUGAAUCAAAGCAGUCAUAGUCAGCAGGUAGGGCCUCACUACAGACCCCCGACAUCACUAAAACCCUUUUCCCGAGACAGAGCUUAGGGAUGCAGACUUAACAUAUUCCUCUGGCAAGGUCCUGCAAACCCAGGACUUACAGCGGAUGGCUUUGUGCAGCACCACUGACCUGAGACCUGCAGGCGAGCACAGACCAGAAGAGACCUUUAAUAACACGGGCAUCUGUACAGGUGAAAGGAAACCGCCCAGCUGAGGAUUUCUGCUGAGGGUAACUGGGAAGGACUGUGCUGUAACUGAAGGCAUUCCGUUUGGGUCAGAACGUUCUGGUCAUUUGGAAAUACCGAAGAUACCCCCAGAGCCUCCAGGGAGGUGGAAAUGACAAUGAAUUCCCUGCGGAUCGCUCUCACCCAAACACAACACAGACUGCAGUCGCUCUCAGAGGUGAAUACAGCCACAGCUCUACACGAGCAGAAAGCAGAAAACAGCAAAUCUCCAAGUGAGAAAAUGAGUUGGAUUUCUACUGCCUAACAAAGCACUGUCCGUGGAAAGUUUUCUACACUGGAUUAAACUUGAGAACGGAAGAAAAAUGACAGAGAAAAUAAAAAAAACCCACACAGCCUUGGGGAUCAAUACGUUCUUCCCUGUGCCCAAAGCCUGCGGCCUCAGCUGCGGAGAGAACCGCCGGCUCUGAUGGAGACACAUUGCCUCCCUGCGCUCGUAAAGCACACCGACAGCCCAGCCAAGACCGUCUCUUCAGAUGCGAUGUGGGCUGAGCUCAGCACUCACGGCACUCGCACUGCAAUUCCGCCGCGCUCCGACAUUUGUGCAGCAAUUACUCCCUAUUUCCCUGAGGCUCAGAAGAAAAACACGGAGAGAUUCCCUGUUUUUAUUCCUCCCCGCUGCCUCGUAUCACAAACUGCCUCCCGACCCGCAGGGCCUGCUGCCAGGUGGUCCCCGCGACGGCAGCAUCCUCUGAACAGACUGCGUUUUGAAAACACAACAAGUAAAAGCUCUGAUGGUUGAAAAAG